CUCGCCUCCCCCUCCCCAAUCUCCACCCCCCGCCCUCCGGGCUCCUGCUCCCGGGAGCCCCGCAAACCCGGCUCCGCCCGCGCCCCGCACAGCACCGAGGCUCCCGGCCCGGUCCGCCCCGCUGCCCCUCCCCGGGGCCAUGGGGGCACCCCCGGGCUACCGACCCUCUGCCUGGGUGCAUCUCCUCCACCAGCUGCCCCGUGCCGACUUCCAGCUCCGCCCGGUGCCCAGCGGCUUUGCUCCCCGCGACCAAGAGUACCAGCAGGCCCUGCUGCUGGUGGCAGCCUUGGCUGGGCUGGGUUUGGGCCUGAGCCUCAUCUUCAUCGCUGUCUACCUCAUCCGCUUCUGCUGCUGCAGGCCUCCAGAACCCCCUGGGGCCAAGAGUCCCCCACCCGGAGGAGGCUGUGUCACCUGGAGCUGCAUUGCUGCCCUUCUCGUGGGCUGUGCAGGCAUUGGCAUUGGUUUCUAUGGUAACAGCGAGACCAGUGAUGGGGUGUCCCAGCUCAGCUCAGCACUGCAGCAUGCCAACCACACGCUCAGCACCAUUGAUGACUUGGUGCUGGAAACGGUAGAGAGGCUGGGUGAGGCUGUGAGGACAGAGCUGACCACCCUGGAGGAAGUGUUGUCAGAACGCGUGGAGCUGGUGGCUGCCACCCGGGGAGCCAGAAGGCAGGCUGAGGCAGCAGCUCAGCACCUGCAAGGCCUAGCCUUCUGGCAGGGAGUGUCCCUGAGCCCAGUACAGGUGGCUGAGGAUGUGACUUUCGUGGAGGAGUACAGGUGGCUGGCCUAUGUCCUCCUGCUGCUCUUGGUGCUUCUGGUUUGUCUCUUCACCCUCCUGGGCCUGGCCAAGCAGAGCAAGUGGCUGGUGGUUGUGAUGACCGCCAUGAGUCUCCUGGUGCUUGUCCUGAGCUGGGGUUCUAUGGGCCUAGAGGCUGCCACAGCUGUGGGUCUCAGUGACUUCUGCUCCAACCCAGACACCUAUGUGCUGAACUUGACCCAGGAGGAGACAGGAAUCAGUUCAGACAUCCUCAACUAUUAUUUCCUGUGCAACCAGGCGGUCUCCAACCCCUUCCAACAGAGGCUGACUCUGUCCCAGCGUGCUCUAGCCAGCAUCCACUCUCAGCUGCAAGGCCUGGAGCGGGAAGCUAGCCCUCAAUUUCCUGCUGCACAGAAGCCCUUGUUAUCCUUGGAGGAGACGCUGAAUGUGACAGAAAGAAGCUUCCACCAGUUGGUGGCACUGCUGCACUGCCGCAGUCUGCACAAGGACUAUGGCUCAGCACUCCGAGGCCUGUGUGAAGAUGCCCUAGAGGGCCUGCUGUUCCUGAUGCUCUUUUCUCUCCUGUCUGCCGGGGCCCUAGCCACCACUCUUUGCAGCCUGCCCCGUGCCUGGGCUCUCUUCCCACCCAGGAAUCCAAGCGCUUUGUGCAGUGGCAGUCUUCCAUCUGAGCCCCCCUGCCAGUGUGGCCUGCCUCUCCUCUUUGCUCCUUUCCUUGGCUGCUGGAGAAGGCCCCACUAACCUGACCUUGGCUGGGCUCUGACCAUUAACACUGCUGGCUAUGGACACCUCACAUAGGAUGACAUCCUGUUCUGGCCCUAACACUCCCCCAUUCCCAUUUCUCCUUAGCACAGGUGGUUGCUGGGGUGGCACAAUAGAGACCAGGGCUGUCUGGGAAGGGAGCUGACCAUACAGCGUGGUGUUCCUCACCUCCGGGUACCAGCCCUGUCCUUGGAGGGAUAAAGCUGGACACAGGUGCAGGCAUGGCCAUUUCCUGCCAUAUGCCAGUGAUCUCAACUGAUGGCACUAACUUGGAAGAGGGCGGAUUUGAAAUAAAAGGGAAGACUUUAUUUUACAAGUACCUAGGUCCUUCUUAUCACCCCUGCCCCAAUCCUGGAGAAAGAAGUCUUGACUGGGCUAGGGGACUCCUCUGGUGUUUGAAAGGCAACUCUCCUCUUGUCCAGGCUCAGCACUGCUUUGCUUCUGAAAGUCACGUGUGAAUCCUGACAAGGGGGAAGAAGCAGAUCCCAGAAGAGAGUAAGCCUAACACUAAAUUAAACAUGCGUGCAUCCACAGGAAGAGUCAACCUUCCAGUCACGUGGAAUGUUCAAAGCCUGCUGGGAUUAGGAACGGUGUGGAAUCGAAUCAACUUGCUUCCUAGCAGCUCAUAUCCUACACAAGAACGUCAGAAAACUAACGCUUGUUUCAGGAUAGGGACAGAAAUCUUCAGAGAGAAGUAGAAUAUUUGCUCGUAAUGCUACCACGGUGAUGUAAAGGGAGAAGGUUUAAGGAAGAUAAUAUAAAUCCAGACAGGAAAAGAUGAGGCAAUCAUCAAGUUGUCAAGUAAAAACAAACAUGGCAGAGUCAAAAGGGAAAUUUAUUGUCUGGGGAACAAUUCCUAUGUAGUUCUUAUUUGUUAAAAAAAAAAAAAGUAGCACACAUGACAAAGGAAAACAUUGUUGUUAAUAGAUAAACAUAAUUCAAAAAGCUUCUAUUAUCUAACAAAAAACAGACCAACUCAAUUUAGUAAUAAGUAACUGAGAUGAACGUACAAGGAAACAAAAUCCCCAAGACAAAGGAUAAAACUGGGGAUUUUUGGUUUUCAUUUUGGUUUUUGGUUUUUUGAGACAGGCUUUCUUUGUAAUAGACCUGGGUGUCCUGGAACUCUUUGUAGACCAGGCUGGCCUUGACCUCACAGAGAACAGCCUGCCUCUGCCUCCCUAGUACUGAGAUUAAAGCAUGUAUCACCAUAUCACCAGCUAAAAUGUUCAAGUUCUAAUGAUUAGCAAACACGAUGUGCUACUUUCCCCUUUCUAGUACCUACUUGUUGUGGACUUUAAAGUGGGGUGUUGGCUGGUGCUAGUCUGGAGGCUCAGGGAAAAAGUUCUCUGAAUAUGCUGCUCAGAGGCGGUGAAUCACCAGCUAUGUGAAAAUAAUAAUUAAAACAAACAAACAAAACAAAACCCUGCUCACAUCUCUUAACCUGGUAAUCCUUUGGGGCACAAGCUUCCAGUAAGAGAUGAACAGGCAACCCUUGGCUCAGUUAAACCCUGGAGACAGAAAUGUUCACAAAAGGAAGAACAGUAAUGUAGAGCAGGAUCCUCAAGUUCACAGUGGCAAGUGGGGUACAGAGGCACCAGGGGUAUCCCUGGCCCUGUGCUGGUUGGAAGCCUCUGGGUCCUAGACCUGGCACCACUAUGUUAAUGUGGACAAGUUAUCUGACUGGUUGAACCUCAGUUGAAUGGUGAAGCAAAUGGGUAUCAUAAAUCCAGAAAACAGCUCUUGACAUGAUAGGUAAUAAGCAGGAUAAAUGCAGCAUGAUGUUCUGGGUUACAUUCUGGUGCACAGAAAACAUUAGUAGGAAAAGUACCCACUUCUAAAGUCUGCGGCUUAGUUCAGAGUAUUAAAGCAAUGUCAAUUUCUUACUUUUAACAAAUAAACCAUGGUGAAUUCGAGGUGUGGAAUCUAGCAAUAGGGGAAACUGGGCAGUGUGCUCAAUUCCUGUAUUACCUUUGCAAUUUUUAUUUCUGUAAACUUAAAUUUAUUCUAAAAUAAAAGUUCAUUAUAAAAAGGA
Messenger RNA from Rattus norvegicus (Norway rat), 3569 nucleotides. The record is from RefSeq and is a predicted model, not a curated record. NCBI's taxonomy places the organism in Eukaryota, Metazoa, Chordata, Mammalia, Rodentia, Muridae.